Molecule: messenger RNA, 1528 nt
Organism: Alligator sinensis (Chinese alligator)
Lineage: Eukaryota; Metazoa; Chordata; Crocodylia; Alligatoridae
Product: cell wall protein IFF6-like
Exons: 29
Coding region: 70-1395 (441 amino acids)
Source: RefSeq, a predicted model, not a curated record
AUCCAUGCACUAUAGUGCUUGGCUACCUUUUCUUCCUACUGCAUCCCCUUAAGAGGCAAGCUGCUAACUAUGCUGAAGAAGAUGUUGUUUCUCCUGGCCUUGUUGGCUUUAGUGCUGGCUUUUCCAACAGGAACCCCAGAUGCUGUCAUUUCCACACAGGACACCACAGCAGGUCCUACUGUUCUAACUUUACUAGAUUCCACCUGGUCUAACAUUGAAGACACUACAGCAAAGAUGGGAGAUGCUGUCACUGUCCAGCAGGACACCACAGCAGGUCCUACUGAUUCUACCAGGCCUAAUGCUGAGGAGUCUACUGCAAAGAUGGGAGAUGUGGUCGCCAUCCAGCAGGAGGUUACCACAGCAGGUCCUACUGGUACCACCAGGUUGACCACUGAGGAGUCUACAGGAAAGAUAGGAGAUUCUACCACUGAGGAAUUGAUGGCAAAAAUGGAUGCUGUCACUGUCCAGCAGGACACCACAGCAGGUCCUACUGUUCUAGAUACUACCAGGUCUAACCCUGAGGAGUCUACAGUGAAGGGAGAUGUGGUCACCAUCCAGCAGGAGGACACCACAGCAGGUCCUACUGGUGCAGACACCGUCCAGCAGAAUACCACAGCAGGUCCUACUGUUCUACUAGAUUUCACCAGGUCUAACACUGAAAAGUCUACAACAAAGAUGGGAGAUGUGGUUGCUGUUCAGCAGAAGUACACCACAGCAGCUUCUACUGUCUAUUUCUUUGUUUUACUAGAUUCCAACCAGUCUACCACUGAGGAAUUGAUGGCAAAGAUGGACACAGUCACUGUCCAGCAGGACUCCACAGCACAUCCUACUGAUGUCACCAGUUCAACCACUGAAGAGUCUACAAUAAAGAUGGGAGAUGCUAUCACGGUCCAGCAGGAUGUCAUCACCACAGCAGGUCCUACUGAUUCCACCAGGCUUACCACUGAAGAAUCUAUGGCAAAGAUGGAUGCAGUCACUGUCCAGCAAGAUACCACAACACGUCCUACUAAUUACACUAGUUUGACCACUGAGGAGUCUACAGCAAAGAUAGGAGAUGCUAUCACUGUCCAGCAGGAUGUCAUCACAGCAGGUUCUACUGAAUCCAUCAUUUCCCAGCAGGAAGAUGCCACAGCGGGACCUAUUGUUUCCACUGGGCCUAAUACUGAGGCGUCUACAGCAAAAAUAGAUAUCAUCAUUUCUAACUCUGAAAACUCAACUGUGCAGACAACAGACUCUACUUCCCUCCCCACUGAAGUAUUCACAGUGAGUGAUACAGUGCAACCCAGCAGCAGUUUGAAUACAGAGUCUACAACUGGGAAUACACAAGGAACCACCAACACCACAGAAAGUAAGGGGAGCACAGAUCAGCUCUGUAAAAUUAAGAUGCACAAGUGAAUCCAGCCUUAAGUCCCAGGGUUCGCUGCAUGCUGACCUCAGCCUGUCCAGAAACAUCUAAGCCUUAGAUCUCCAUAGCUUCUAAAAGUAGUUUUGAAGGAUAUUGGUGUUAAAAUCUUAAGUUUUUCCUUGU